Molecule: messenger RNA, 3172 nt
Organism: Microtus ochrogaster (prairie vole)
Lineage: Eukaryota; Metazoa; Chordata; Mammalia; Rodentia; Cricetidae
Gene: Cog7
Product: component of oligomeric golgi complex 7
Biological process (GO): retrograde vesicle-mediated transport, Golgi to endoplasmic reticulum; intracellular protein transport; Golgi organization
Cellular component (GO): COG complex
Source: RefSeq, a predicted model, not a curated record
AUGUGUUGAGGGCACGCUCAUGAGGUCGGAGGACAACUGCGGGUGUCAGUUCUCGCCUUCCGUUUGUGGCUGCUGGGGGUCGAACUCAGAAACUCAGGUCUGGUGGCAAGUAUCUUUACACAACCAGCCCACUUCCGAGCUGCCAACCGCCUCAGUCCUUCGUCACACGCUAGGACAGUAAUAGUUCUUAGGAGAAGUCGGGGUUUAUACGCGCAGACGCACGGGACGGUUUUCUAGGAAGUACUUGGUUUACUGCUUGGAAAAUAUUAACAGAAAAAGAACUGUCCUACCUGCUAGGAUAGUGCCGGGCCCGCAGCCGCCAGCGCAGCAGUCGCUAUGGUAACGGGCACUGACUUCCGGAAGGAGUACGGCUCGCGACGAGGGACAUCGGCCUCCUCGAGUGCGCGCUGACGGGGCGGCAAGUUGCGGUGCGGCGGGUUCCGGCGGCCGCCCCGUAGGCUGUGUCGCUCGGCGCCAAGUCGGAGGCGCCAUGGACUUCUCCAAGUUCCUGGCUGACGACUUCGACGUGAAGGACUGGAUCAAUGCGGCCUUCAAAGCCGGCCCCAAAGACGGGGUGGCGGGCAAGGCGGACGGCCACGCAGCCAACCUGGUGAUGAAGCUACAGCUGUUCAUCCAGGAGGUGAACCACGCCGUGGAGGAAACAAGUCUCCAGGCCCUUCAGAACAUGCCCAAAGUGCUCCGUGAUGUGGAAGCCCUGAAGCAGGAGGCAUCUUUUCUGAAAGAACAAAUGAUUCUUGUCAAAGAGGACAUUAGAAAAUUUGAGCAGGACACUUCACAAUCGAUGCAGGUACUGGUGGAAAUUGACCAGGUGAAGUCCAGGAUGCAGCUUGCUGCGGAAUCUCUGCAGGAAGCUGAUAAGUGGAGCACACUAAGUGCUGAUAUUGAGGAGACCUUCAAAACUCAGGACGUAGCUGUAAUUUCUGCAAAGCUGACUGGGAUGCAGAACAGCUUGGUGAUGCUUGUGGAUACUCCAGACUACUCAGAAAAGUGUGUGCACCUGGAGGCUCUGAAGAACAGGCUGGAGGCCCUGGCCAGCCCCCAGAUCGUGGCAGCGUUCACCUCACAGUCUGUAGAUCAGUCCAAAGUAUUUGUGAAGGUGUUUACUGAAAUUGACCGGAUGCCCCAGCUCCUCGCAUACUACUACAAAUGUCACAAGGUACAGCUUUUAGCAACCUGGCAAGAGCUGUGCCAGAGUGACCUUCCGCUGGACCGGCAGCUCACUGGCCUCUACGACGCCUUGCUUGGGGCUUGGCACAUGCAAACCCAGUGGGCCACACAGGUUUUCAAGAACCCCCACGAGGUGGUGACGGUACUGCUGAUUCAGACCCUGGGGGCCUUGGUGCCCUCCCUGCCCAUGUGCCUCAGUGCAGGCGUGGAGAGAGCGGGACCCGAGCUGGAGCUCACCAGACUGCUGGAGUUUUAUGACACCACCGCCCACUUUGCCAAGGGGCUGGAGAUGGCACUGCUCCCCCACCUCCAGGACCACAACCUGGUGAAAGUUGUGGAGCUGGUGGAUGCUGUGUAUGGUCCAUAUAAACCCUACCAGCUAAAGUACGGCGACAUGGAGGAGAACAACCUUCUUAUACAGAUCAGUGCUGUGCCUCUGGAGCACGGGGAAGUGAUUGACUGCGUUCAGGAGCUGAGCCACUCUGUGCACAAGCUCUUUGGCCUGGCAUCUGCAGCUGUUGACAGAUGUGCUAAGUUCACCAAUGGCCUGGGGACCUGUGGAUUGCUGACAGCUCUGAAAUCCCUCUUUGCCAAGUAUGUGUCUCAUUUCACCAAUGCUCUCCAGUCGAUUCGGAAAAAGUGCAGACUGGAUGAUAUUCCUCCCAACUCCCUUUUCCAGGAGGAUUGGACCGCUUUUCAGAACUCUGUCAGGAUCAUAGCCACCUGUGGAGAGCUCUUGCGCCAGUGUGGGGACUUCGAGCAGCAGCUUGCAAACAGGAUCCUGUCCACAGCAGGGAAGUAUCUGUCUGACUCCUACAGCCCUCGGAGCCUGGCGGGUUUUCAAGACAGCAUCUUGACAGACAAGAAGAGCCCUGCCAAGAACCCAUGGCAGGAAUAUAAUUACCUCCAGAGAGAUAACCCUGCUGAAUAUGCCAGUUUAAUGGAAAUACUUUAUACCCUCAAGGAGAAGGGGUCCAGUAAUCACAACCUGCUGUCUGCAUCCCGCACAGCCCUGACCCGGCUGAACCAGCAGGCCCACCAGCUGGCUUUCGACUCGGUUUUCCUGCGCAUCAAACAGCAGUUGCUGCUCGUUUCCAGGAUGGACAGCUGGAACACAGCGGGCAUUGGUGAAACCCUGACCGAUGAUCUGCCCGCCUUCAGCCUCACGCCUCUCGAGUACAUCAGUAAUAUUGGGCAGUACAUCAUGUCCCUGCCCUUGAAUCUCGAACCAUUUGUGACUCAAGAGGACUCGGCAUUAGAGCUGGCCUUGCAUGCUGGGAAGCUGCCAUUUCCUCCUGAGCAAGGGGAUGAACUGCCUGAGUUGGACAAUAUGGCUGACAACUGGCUGGGCUCCAUUGCCAGAGCCACCAUGCAGACCUAUUGCGAUGUGAUUCUCCAGAUCCCGGAGGUGACCCCACACUCUACCAAACAGCUGGCUACAGACAUUGACUACCUAAUCAAUGUGAUGGAUGCGCUGGGCCUGCAGCCGUCACGUACCCUCCAGAACAUUGUGACACUCCUGAAGGCCAAGCCUGAGGAAUACAGACAGAUUAGCAAAGGCCUGCCACGUCGCCUUGCAGCCACGGUGGCCACCAUGCGUGGUGUAAAUUACUGACAGCUCUGAGAAGACGGUCCAGGACGGGGUCAGAGCCUGAAGGGCAGGGCCUGUCCAGGACAAAACAGGGACUGAAGCCUCAGUGACUCUCAGAAUGGUUCAUUCUUGACCUCUGUCAGUGAUGGGGCACUAUAUGUGGAAAAUGCUUUCACUUCUUAUAAGGCAGGCAUGGUGGUGCAUGUCUGCAAUCCUUGGGAGGCUGAGACAGGAGGAUUGCUGUCAGUUUGAGGUCAUUCAGGGCUAGUGUGAGACCCAGUCUUUACAAGGAGAAGGGUGUAAAUGAAAAGUAAUGUAUUAUUUAUCAGAAAGGAGUCUUCAGAUGGUUUUUUAAAAAUAACUUAUCUUUAAUAAACACUGCAAUGGGGCAAA